Molecule: messenger RNA, 2530 nt
Organism: Arachis duranensis
Lineage: Eukaryota; Viridiplantae; Streptophyta; Magnoliopsida; Fabales; Fabaceae
Product: transmembrane E3 ubiquitin-protein ligase FLY2
Exons: 15
Coding region: 476-2206 (576 amino acids)
Molecular function (GO): zinc ion binding
Source: RefSeq, a predicted model, not a curated record
UGUUACUAUUAUUUUAUUUAGAGCUGAAUGGAGCUACUUACUUCAUGAAGCCUGAUUAACCUAUAAUCUAGUUUUCUCUCUCCUCUCUCUUACAGGGCAAAGAGGGAGAAGGAGAAGGAGAAAGAGAAAGAGCCAUUGCGACUUCCGUUUACCAAAAAACACAAGGACACUCUGAAAUUGUCAACAAACCUUUGCUAACAAAUAAACACAAAAGAAAAUCGCUGUUCCAAAUCCAACAUCAUAAUUGUGCUCUUCUCUCUCUCUUUUUUUUUUAAUUGGAUUAUUGAUUUGUACGGCGGAAGUUACGUUUGUUUGUAUGGUGCUGCUGUUGAAGGCAUACGUUUUGGAAUUUGCUCCCAAAAUUUCUUGUGUGUGACCAAUUUGAGUUCGUUGGGCUUUCACUUUCUGUAUCUGAAUCAACCUUCAACGGAGAAUUGGGUCGUUGAAUUUGAGCUGAAUUUUUGUUUUUUCUGGGAUGGAAUUGAGAAUUGACAUGGUUGCUAUUGAAAGAUUGGAGCUUUGGUUGUUUAAGAGGAGGAAGGGACUAGGGAUUUCGUUACAGAUUGCAUUUGGUUGGUGGAUUUUUCUACUGUUUCUUCACCCUGUGGCUGCACUGAGACCCUUGAGGGAGAGAACUCGUUCUUGGGGUGAUGAGUGGCUAUUUACAAGAAAAGAAGAGAGUGAUAUUGGUCCAUUUUCACAAUGGAACAUUACAGGAACUUACAGAGGGACUUGGAAGUUUCUGGAUACGGCAAAUGGCUCUUCUAGAUUUCCAGAUAUCAGAAAAACACGCGGUAGUUCCGUAAUUGAAUUAAUUAGUACGCCCACAAAGAUAACUGGAGUACAUUAUAUCCAGGGGGUCAUUAUAUACCACGAUGUUUUCGACAGUGAAUAUGAUGUUGGGGGUGCUCAAAUCAAAGUAGAAGGUGUAUAUAUUUGGCCUUUUCGACAGCUUCGGUUGGUGGCCAACAGUGGAAAAGAGGGAGACUCAAGUCAGGAUGAUGACUAUAUUUUUUCUAAUCCAUAUCAUCUGCUUGGGGUUUUCUCUUCUCAGGUGCUUCAAGAUUCUUCACGAGAUAAGAUAUGGAGAAGAAAACAUUCUCCAAUGCAUGAUAUGGAUAAACAUUGUAAUAUUGAAAUCGCUGCACAGAUUUCACGCUUGCCAUCCUCAAAAAGUGAUGGCGAGCGUGAUCGUUUUCACCUAGAAGGGUUAAUGGAGAGUCCCUCGGUGGAUGAUGAUGGGGACUGCUUCUCAGCUUUACUGUUAAAUGCAACUUCUGUUAACAUUGAGGUCUAUUACAACAAAGCAGUGAACUAUACCUUGAUGGUUACUUUUAUCUCUUUUGUGCAAGUUCUUCUAUUGAUUCGUCAAAUGGAGCAUAGCAGCACCCAGUCUGGUGCUGCUAAGGUUUCAAUAUUAAUGAUUGGCCAGCAGGCGAUAAUGGAUGCAUAUCUCUGUCUUUUACACCUUACUGCAGGAAUACUAGUUGAAUCCUUGUUUAAUGCUUUUGCAACUGCCGCAUUUUUCAAGUUUGUUGUCUUUUCAAUAUUUGAGAUGAGAUAUCUUCUCGCCAUCUGGAAGGCUAGUAGACCUUUGAGUAAUGGGGAAGGUUGGGAGACAAUGAGGCGUGAACUUUCCGUGUUAUACAGUCGUUUCUAUGGAAUCUUGUUGGGAGGCAUUCUUUUGAUGUAUGAGUUCCAUCAUUAUUUAAGACCAAUUCUUCUUCUUAUGUACUCUUUCUGGAUACCUCAGAUAAUCACCAAUGUUAUUCGCGAUUCACGCAAGCCAUUGCAUCCUCACUAUAUCUUAGGGAUAACCAUUACUCGGUUAGCAAUCCCGUUAUAUGUUUUUGGUUGUCCUAACAAUUUCAUGCGCAUAGAAUCAGAUAGGAGCUGGUGUCUUUAUUUGGCUGUAUUUAUUGGACUUCAAGCCGCAGUUCUUCUUCUUCAGCAUUAUCUUGGGUCUCGAUGGUUCAUUCCUCGUCAGAUACUACCUGAGAAAUAUAGCUACUAUAGGAGGUUUGAUCAAGAUGCAAGACAUGCUUCGGACUGUGUGAUUUGCAUGACAUCCAUUGAUCAUACUCAACGGUCUAAUGACUGCAUGGUGACACCUUGUGAUCAUUUCUUCCACUCUGGUUGUUUGCAAAGAUGGAUGGAUAUAAAGAUGGAGUGCCCAACUUGCCGGCGCUCUCUACCUCCGGCAUAGAGAGACUUUACGGUGUAUGUCCAUAGGAUCAACUGACCCCGGCUCAUCUUCGAAUUUUUUUUGGCAUUAUAUGGUUAAUGGCAUCCAAGUUUUACAUUGUUUUACUUCAAACAUUACAGGGGAGAAAUGAAAUUACACGGGUCUGGUUACCCUUUUUCUUAUGAUAUUAAUGACGGGUUUCAACCUCUAAUAGAAACAAUUUAGUUUCAGAUGCUAUGUUUUCUGUACAUAAAUUUGGGGAAGCAAUCAACUCAAUUGUAAUAUUUUUCCCCACAUAGGAAGUAUACUUUUAUUCUUUAUAUUUUAAUUGCGUUCAAGUUAGAA